This is a messenger RNA of Hypoxylon fragiforme, 2075 nucleotides long. RefSeq names its product Nop domain-containing protein. Lineage: Eukaryota; Fungi; Ascomycota; Sordariomycetes; Xylariales; Hypoxylaceae. The transcript is spliced from 4 exons. The record is from RefSeq and is a predicted model, not a curated record. Gene Ontology annotation, molecular function: snoRNA binding. Bases 227 to 1759 code for a protein of 510 amino acids. Gene Ontology annotation, cellular component: small-subunit processome; box C/D methylation guide snoRNP complex.
UCUACUACCUAGGGUAAUUUACCGAACUUUUGCCGCUCCACCCAACUAUUUUAGUACGUACCUCUUAGUGGAGACCCGGACCUAGAGCUUUUGGAGCUAAGAAAAAUUUGGAUCUUUUUUUUUUUUCUUGCUGCUAAAGUUUCAACUCUUUUCAAUUCAUCACAACACGCCCACCACUUCAACAUCUCAUGCGCUAAUCUGCCAAAAAGUACCAACAACUGGCAAGAUGACUCAAAUAGACUUCUUGCUGCAUGAGUCCGCUGUGGGCUAUGCGGUCUUCAAGGUCGUUCAUCAGCAGGAUACUGUUGGUUUACACCUGAAGGAAGUCCAAAAGGCUGGUCAAGACCUUGCAAAAUUUGGAAAGAUGGUGCAAUUGGUCAGCUUUGCGCCUUGGAGAAAUGCCGCCGACGCACUCGAGAAUAUUAACCUCGUCUCCGAGGGCAUUCUCUCAGACUAUCUCAAGUCCAAUCUCGAACUGAACCUACCCCAGUCCAAGAAGAGCAAGAUCGUUCUUGGUGUCGCUGACAAGAACUUGGCUGGUUCUAUCAAGGCUGAAUUCCCCGGUGUUGAAUGCGAGACGGGUGAUACUUCCGAAGUCGUUGCCGAUUUGUUACGAGGCAUUCGCCUUCACGCGGAGAAGUUACUUAAGGGUCUCCAGGACGGUGACGUGGAAAGGGCCCAGCUUGGUCUCGGCCAUGCCUACUCUCGUGGAAAGGUAAAGUUCAACGUUCACAAGAACGACAACCAUAUCAUCAGAGCUAUUGCUACUCUGGACAACCUCGACAAGGGCAUCAACUUGUUCUCCCAAAAGGUUCGAGAAUGGUACGGAUGGCAUUUCCCUGAGCUAUAUAGCAUCGCUUCCGACAACCUGGCUUAUGCGCGCUUGGCUCUUUUCAUCGGUGACAAGUCAACCUUGUCAGAUGACAAGCUUCAUGAGAUUGCCGCUCUAGUUGACGACGAUGAAGAGAAGGCUCAAGAAAUUAUCAACAAGGCUAAGAUUUCCAUGGGACGAGAACUAUCACACGUGGACAUGGCCAACAUCUCCACAUUCGCAGGCAAGGUUGUUAGACUUGCCGAGUACCGACGAACGCUCUAUAGCUACCUGGUUGAGAAGAUGAGCACUGUGGCUCCUAAUUUGGCUGCGCUUAUUGGCGAAGUCGUCGCAGCUCGUCUGAUCCAGAAGGCUGGUUCUUUAACGAACUUAUCCAAGUACCCCGCCUCCACGCUCCAGAUUUUAGGAGCUGAGAAGGCUCUUUUCCGAGCUCUCAAGACCAAGGGCAACACCCCUAAGUUCGGGCUCAUCUACCACAGCUCGUUCAUCGGGCGCGCGGGCCAGAAAGACAAGGGUCGCAUUUCAAGAUACCUCGCCAACAAGUGCAGUAUUGCCAGUCGAAUUGACAACUUUGCCGAACAGCCCUCCAAGACGUUUGGCAAUGCGUUAAAGCAACAGGUUGAGGACCGUUUGGAGUUCUACGCUACUGGCAAGAAGCCGACGAAGAAUGUUGAUGCGAUGGACAAGGCCAUGGCUGAUAUCCUCGCGGAUGGCAAGAGUUUGGCUAUCGAUACGGAGAUGAUCGACAUGCCGCCAAGCGCAAGCACCGAGACGCCCAAGAAAGAGAAGAAGUCUAAGGAUAAGAAGGAGAAGAAGGAAGGGAAGAAGGACAAGAAACGAAAGCACAGCGAUGUGCACGAGAUAGCAGAACCGGAAGCUGACGGCGAGAAAAAGAAGAAGAAGAAGAAGAAGCACGCAGACGAAUAAGGGGAUAGCUUACCCUUUCGCUUACAAUGUGUGUGAAGGCUUCAACGUUGGUCCCAAGGCAUCGGUUUAGGCGUUUCGGAAAUUCAGGUGUUCUUCUCUUUUUCUAAUUCUCGCUUCGAGGUGUGGCUCUGUAUAAAAAUGUCUCGGAAUUCGAGGUAUAUUGAGCAAUGCUGACUUUAGUGUCCGAACACCGCAAGAAAUCUGAAGGGGCGACAACUUAUGAAAGUUAUCUACGGUAAAAAAGGCAUGUGCUUGGUUAACUUGCUUUCCAUGUACCUACAUACGUAACGUUAACAAUGAAAAGUUUUCAAGUCUU